GUCGUAUUCUUAAAUAAUAAACAUAUUGUGUAUGUUUAUUUUCCGGUAGGUGUUUGGUUAAUUUAAUCUUUUAUCUAUGGCCGGUACUCUAUUCUCUAGUCUGAGUAGUCAGUAUUCGUCAAUUAUAACGUGUCAAUUAUUAUUAUUUAAUAGUAAGAACUUAACAAAAGAAUGGCCAAUCGAACGGUAAAAGAUGCAAAAACUAUUCACGGUACAAAUCCUCAGUAUUUGAUCGAAAAGAUCAUUCGGUCUCGUAUUUAUGACAACAAAUUCUGGAAAGAAGAAUGUUUUGCUUUGUCUGCUGAAUUGCUGGUGGACAAGGCAAUGUCAAUGCGAUUUAUAGGAGGAGUAUUUGGCGGUAAUAUAAAACCCACACCUUUCUUGUGUUUGACAUUAAAAAUGUUGCAAAUACAACCUGAAAAAGAUAUCAUUGUAGAGUUCAUAAAAAAUGAAGAAUUCAAGUAUGUGCGAGCGCUUGGAGCAUUUUAUAUGCGUUUGACAGGCUCAUCAGUAGAUUGUUAUAAGUAUUUGGAGCCGUUAUUGGCUGACAGUCGUAAGUUGAGAAGACAAAAUCGAGAUGGCCAGUUCGAGCUUAUACAUGUUGAUGAAUUUAUUGAUUCACUGCUACGAGAUGAACGUGUGUGUGAUGUUAUAUUACCACGUAUACAAAGCAGACAUGUGUUGGAAGAAAACAAUGAAUUAGAACCCAAAGUGUCUAUACUUGAAGAAGACAUUGAAGAAGGUGUUGAAUCAUCAGAUGAAGAAGAACCUACUGAGAAACGAAGAGAAAAGGAACAUAGAAAUAAACAUUCUCCAGUUAAAGAAAAAAGAAGAGACAGAGAACGUGAAAAAAGGAAUAGAGAUAGAGAUCGAAGAGAUCGUGAUAGGAGUGAUAGAAGAGAUAGAGACCGACAUAGAAGAAGCAGAAGUCAUGAUCGUGAACGAACAAAAAGACAUAGAUCUAGAUCACCUUAUAGAAAAUAAAACAUUUUCAUUUGUACACUUGUAUAUUUUUUUCCAAUAAAUAAAUAAUUUUAAUUCAA
Molecule: messenger RNA, 1043 nt
Organism: Melanaphis sacchari
Lineage: Eukaryota; Metazoa; Arthropoda; Insecta; Hemiptera; Aphididae
Gene: Prp38
Product: pre-mRNA-splicing factor 38A
Exons: 1
Coding region: 172-984 (270 amino acids)
Cellular component (GO): precatalytic spliceosome
Source: RefSeq, a predicted model, not a curated record